Messenger RNA from Acanthaster planci (crown-of-thorns starfish), 7490 nucleotides. It is a transcript of the gene ercc6, whose product is annotated as ERCC excision repair 6, chromatin remodeling factor. NCBI's taxonomy places the organism in Eukaryota, Metazoa, Echinodermata, Asteroidea, Valvatida, Acanthasteridae. The record is from RefSeq and is a predicted model, not a curated record.
AGUACAUACUGCACUGUUUGUCACAAUGGAUUGCAAUCAGCAACGACAGCAGAUUUGGACCGUGUUCCUAGCUAUUUAGAUCUUCACGGGAAAGUGAAAUUAUGGACAUCAUGAGUGUAAGGUUCGUGUCUUGAAUCUUAUAUUAUGGUGCAGAUUCGAAGACACUGAUGUGAAAGGCAUCAGCACUGUGCAUUUGGCAUUCAACGUUAACGACAGCAGCAAAGUCAACAUCUUGCUUUCUAGCCAAGCCAUGGCUUUGCCAAAUCAGUUGGCGGUUGAAGAGGGCCGCAGUACAGGCAGUGCAUUGUCUGAUAAUGCAGAGGUAGACAAUUCCUGCAACAGACAAGAUGUUGGUCUCUCUGCGGAUCUGCAAAAUGGUCUUGAUAGAAUGGAGGAACAAGAAUACCCCAUGCAGAAAAUGACUACCAGUCACAUCACCCUGGAUGGAUCAGGUGUUCUGACCCCAACUGCAAGCCCUUUGCUUUCAACACUGACUACAAGUGCAUUAAAAAGUGACUACACAUCUGGGGAAACACAGUCAACAGACAAGGCUACCACUAGCGGUACUCCUUCAGUCAGUGGUCAUUGCGACCCCUCGACCCCGACCAUGAGUCUGUCGGAGAAACCCCUUGCUAGCACAAGUGAUCAGAGGGCUGAUUGUGUGGACCAAGAUGCACCGUCCACCAGCAGAAAGGACAAGGAUGUCUUCACCGUUGACACCAGCCUUAUCCCCACUGUGCCGGACCGGCUGCAGGCCACCGAGUUGCAGGGCCUGGAGGGGGUCAGUGUGUUCAACCAAGAGGAGUUUGAGCGGGGGGUCAUGCAGCAGGUGGACCAGGCCAUCUCACUCAGACAGCAGGCUGCUGACCGGGAGAGGGCUGAGAAAGAUCUGGACAGGGUGCUGACCGACAUACGCUCUUGCAAGAAGGAACUGAGCCACAUAGAUAGGAUGGUAUCCAUUGCAAAUGCCAAGGCGUCUAUAUCUCCGCUAACAUUUGCUCAGAAGGAAGUCCAGAGGAACCUCAUAUCCAUGCGCUCAAAGAGAGAAAAUAAGGCAAAGCAGCUCAAGACUCUGCGCGCUCGCCAGCGCUCACUGCUUGCCAAGCUGAGUGGUUCGGAUAUCGGUCUUCAGAUGUCAGAUGAUGAAGCAGAUAAUGAAGACAGGAAUGUGCAGACUUACCAGCAUUUCCUAUGCAGCAGCCCUUCUUCUGAUGGUGUGCCGAGUAAACCAGCAGAGGAGACAGAACAAGAACGCCUCAUCCGACUCGGGGAGAUGACUCCCUUCGGCUCCACGGUCCAGUCAAAAGCCUCCACCAGCAAGACGUCUGCUCCCAAGCCCAUGACCGACUUUGAGAAGUUCAUGGCACAGAAGACGGAGGAUGACAUGACGCGGCGAAGGAAGGUCCUGGUGCGCAAGAAGACACCUGUCAAAGUUAAGGUGGAGUCUGCCAAGCCAAGGACCCCAGAGCAGAAGGCUCAAGGAGAGACACUAAGCAGGAAGAUUCCAUCAUCUAAGUCAAAAGCAUGGAGCAAAUUUGAAAAGAAGUGCAUUGAAUCUUCAGGAAAGCGAAAAUCUGAAAGCUCAAAGAAGGAAACAGUAAGGAAAGCCAGCCAGAGUAAGGAGGAGUCUGUCAGUGACUCGUCGGAGGAUGAAACUUACUUUGUUUACAAGCCGGUCAGGAGUGAGUCAUCCAGCCAGCCAAAGGCUCGUGUGAGAAGCAGAAAAGCUAACAGAGACCUGAGACCUCAUUGGGGGAGUGAUGAAGACUUGAGUGACUACUAUGACGAGAACGACGCGGACAGCGCGGGAAGUGACGAGGAGUACACGCCAGGGUUUGACGACUUGUCACAGCCGUCAGACGAGGAUGAUGUACAUAGCUCUCCCCUCAAGAAAAGGACCAAGCGGCGUGGCCGGAAGGCCAAAGUCACCACUGAGGACUUUGAAGAUGGAACAAUUGCCUGUCUGGAUGAUCUUAAGAGAGCCUACGGUGUCAAUGUCAAACGUUCUGGUGGCCAACGCAAGUCAAAAUGCAAAGAUGACGCCACACAGGACAUGUACUACCGCAGACUGAAGGAACAUCGCAGGUCAGAGUUACGUAAGAAGCAGCAUCGUAUUGAGCAAGGUGACAUUGACAGCGACUCGGAACCCGAAGACAUGCAGUUUGACGGUGGACUGACCAUACCUGGCAAGAUCUGGUCCAAACUCUACAAGUACCAGAAAGUUGGAGUCAAGUGGUUAUGGGAGCUACAUCAGCAGCAAGCUGGUGGCAUUGUGGGAGAUGAGAUGGGCCUUGGCAAGACCAUUCAAAUGAUUGCCUUCUUUGCCGGACUGAAAGCCAGUAAAUUGCGUAACCCUGGAUCAAGGUAUAUUGGUCUUGGCCCAGUAUUGAUUGUCUGCCCAGCCACCGUGAUGCACCAGUGGGUCAAAGAAUACCACAAAUGGCUGCCCGAGAUGAGGGUAGCAAUCCUGCAUGACUCUGGGUCACAUACAGGGACCAAGAGAGCCUUGAUACAUGAUAUAGCCCUUAGUCAUGGAACCUUAGUAACCUCGUACUCUGGGGUGCGCCUGCGAGAGGAACUGUUACUCAAGCAUGAUUGGCAUUACAUCGUGCUGGACGAGGGACACAAGAUACGCAACCCCGAUGCUGCCGUCACUCGAACAUGCAAACAGUUCCGCACGUGCCAUCGGAUCAUCCUGUCUGGUUCCCCGAUGCAGAACAAUCUCCGUGAGCUCUGGUCUCUCAUUGACUUUGUCUUUCCCGGCAAGCUGGGUACCCUGCCGGUAUUCAUGGAGAAGUUCUCAGUGCCAAUCACAAUUGGGGGCUACUCAAAUGCCACGCAGAUACAGGUGCAGACUGCUUACAAGUGUGCCACCGUACUUCGGGACACUAUCAACCCUUACCUCCUCAGACGACUCAAGGCAGAUGUCAAACAGAAUCUCCAGCUACCAGAUAAGAACGAGCAGGUCUUGUUCUGCCGCCUGACGGAGGACCAGAUCCAACUGUACAAGGAAUAUCUGAACUCCAAGGAAUGUCAGCUCAUACUGAACAGGGAGUAUCAGGUAUUUGCCGGUCUCAUAACUCUGCGGAAGAUCUGCAAUCACCCAGACCUGGUCAGUGGGGGCCCCAAGAUCAUCAAGGGUGACAAGAGUGCUGAGGCCAUUGAGGCUGCUAAUGAUCCCGCAAUGCAAUACGGCUACUGGCAACGAUCAGGGAAGAUGAUCGUGGUCAACUCUCUACUAAAGCUGUGGCAUAACCAGGGCCAUAGGGUCCUGCUGUUCUCGCAAAGCAAGCAGAUGCUGGACAUUAUUGAGGACUGUGUGAAGCACACUUACUCCUACAUGCGCAUGGAUGGCUCUACCUCCAUUUCAACGCGCCAACCUCUCAUACAGCAGUUCAAUAGUGACCCAUCCAUCUUUGUGUUCCUGUUGACCACUCGCGUGGGCGGCCUGGGGGUCAAUCUGACCGGGGCUAAUCGAGUGGUCAUCUUUGACCCCGACUGGAACCCGAGCACUGACACCCAGGCCAGAGAACGGGCGUGGCGCAUCGGCCAGAGCCGUCAGGUCACAAUCUACCGGCUGAUCACCACCGGCACCAUAGAGGAGAAGAUAUACCACAGGCAAAUUUUCAAGCAGUUCUUGACCAAUCGUGUCCUCAAAGAUCCCCGCCAGCGGCGGUUCUUCAAAUCCAACGACCUCUUCGAGCUCUUCACUCUGGGUUCGGACAGCAGCAAGCACGGCACAGAGACCAGCGCCAUCUUUGCCGGUGUUGGGUCAGACGUGAAGGUCAGGACAUCCCACUCCAGCCCGCUUAGGAGAAAGUCCAUUGAAAAGACCAGUGAUGGGAGGACAAAAGAGGACGUAAUUAGAAAGAGAACUUCAAUCCUGAGAAUUGAAGAUGGGGAGAAGGCACUGGAAGAUUCAAUGGAGGAUGUACCUGGAUGCAGUCAGUCUCUGUUGAAUAGAACCCUAGCUGACCCAGGGCCCAGCAAGGGAAAUGGUGAUAGAGAGCCCCCAGGGAUCUCCGAGGAAAGACGGUCCAAUUUGAAAAAGUCUCCACUACUCAAGGCCUCUUCUUCACCAUCAUCACCUAGGAAAAAUGGCAUUCUCCAAGCAGAGAGGAAGAAAAAGAAAAAGAAAGAUGCACGACUUGAUGGUCAUCGCAUAGCACACUUGGCCAAACAUGCAGUGUACUGUCCUAGGUCAGAGAAAGAGGAGAAGCCAGCUCUGAGUGAUGCUCAGCAAGAUGACUACGUUCUCACCAAACUCCUCAAGAAAUCAGUGCACAGUGCCCUCCAGCAUGACAACAUCAUGCAGUCCGGCCAUCCGGACUACCUCUUGGUGGAGGGGGAGGCAGACCGGGUGGCCAGGGAUGCUGUGCAGGCCCUGCGGGAAUCUCGACGGCACUGCCACCGGGCAUCAUCUGGGGUGCCUACCUGGACUGGGUCAGGAAACCAGGGAAGCAGCACACCACCGCCUAAAAAACCAAGAUUUGGACAGAAAUCCAAUAGCAAUGUUGCUUGUCUUCUCAGCAGCAGCAAGGUACAAAGAGACAAAGACAAACAGCAGGGACAAGCACCUGCUACUCCCAACCCCAAAGCUGGACACUUUUCAGGGACAGAGCUGAUUAAGACGGCAGCAUCCAAGGCCAGCACCAAGGCGGCUGCCCUGCCACCUUCCGAAUCUCUAUUGGCCCAGAUGAGGAGGCGUAACUCUGCCACUGCCUCUGGCCCAGUUAGCCAGGAUUCGGUGGGGUCGAGCACGGUGGCAGUGGACCAGCCCCGGCAGGACCUGCUGGCAGACAUCAGGGACUUUGUGGCCUUCCAGGCCGAGACCAGCAGCCAAGCCAGCACGGCCGAGAUCCUGCAGAAGUUCAAGGCAAAGCUGCCAGCCAACGACUCGGCUCUGUUCAAGUCCAUGCUGAAAGAGAUCUGUACCUUCCAGCGGAUGAAUGGCGAGGGAAUCUGGAAACUCAAAGAGGACUUCCGCUGAAAUAAAUGAGAAGCCAAAUGAGGUCAGUUUGCUUUGACAACACCAUCAAACGCUUUGACAACACCAUUAAAUACUUUGACAACAUCAUCAAAUAACUUUUGCAACACCAUCAAAUACUUUGGCAACACCAUCACAUGCUUUGGCAACACCACCAAACACUUUGAAACACCAAAUAAUUUGACAACAUCAGCAAAUGUUUUUGACGUCAUCAGGUAUUUUAACAACACUAUCAAAUCUUUUGACAACACCGGCAACACUUUGGCAAACCACCAAAUAUUUUGCAAGUGACAGCAAUACUCCUGUUACAUGUAUUUUAACAUACUUAAACACCAUUGAUUUCAUGACUGCACAUAAUUGUACUUGUGCAUUACAUAAGAUAUGUAUGUACUCUAUUAUCAGGGAAAAUACCAUUUUCUACUUUUCUGUGUCUAAAAGAAUUCACCCAACAUCACACCAGGUCUAAAAGUGUUGUAAUAAUGUCCUCCACGGAUCCCUCGAAGUCAGACACAAGUCCAGUUUUAAGCCAAGUCAGAAGAUAUACACAUCUCGCGAAAGGACUUGUGACUAGGCUUGUGAAGGGACAUCCGACGGGAUUUGUGACGGACUGGAUUACAACACUGAAGUCUAAAAGUAGUACUACAAGGUGCCGAAAGUCAAAGAUCAGCUACUGUUUGGGAAAUACAUACAGUUAUCUCAACUGUUUCUUUAAAUAUCAUGCUAAGUGUAACUCUUGUAUUCAACAUGUCUGUCCAGAAAUUACACUUUAAAUUUUAAAUUACAGUACGAAAUAAGUACGAAAUUGGACUUUUGAAGAAUCUCUCACAUUGGAAGGACACAAAGGUGUCAAUAAAAAGUGGCCCUAGCAGUCACAGUGACCCAGAACCAAUCUCAUGAGGUUGCCACGCAAAAAUUACUCUUCAACCAAUUCAUGUGCUAAGCAUAAAUUGGCUGAGGACCAGCCACAAGCAGCAUACAGUGCAUGUCGUUUAAGCUGGUAGCCUACGUUUGCUGUGGAAUCGCCAUGACAUUGGCUUCAUGUCAGAAGUCAGCCAAGGAGAUCAGCCAGAAACCUGCAUCACAACGGUAAACAGUAUCUCAGGAAAGGGACAAGGCCUAUCUAAUUUUGUAAAACUUUGUUCUUGAAUGGGGGGGGGCACUUGUUUUUCUUAAUUUUUUUCAUGUAAGGCGCUUGCAACUGGAAAUGUGGACUUUCCAUAAAUUUGUUUAUUUGUUGGUUUUUAGUUGUAUGUCAAUUCUCAAUUACGGUUGCUAUUUUUUUCUCAUAUUUAUCAUAGGGCCUGUAAAAAAAUGUUUAAGUUCGGAAAAAGCACUGGAUAGAAAAAAAAUUUGCAGCAAAUACAAGACUUUUAAAGAAGAGGAAGUGAACAUUUUGUAGUUUGAAUGACACCUAGAACAUGUAUCUAGACAUCGAGUGAAAGUUGUAGUCCUUAUAAUGCAAUUUUCCUCCCAGUAAACCCAUUUUCUCACCGGGAUGGUUCUGAAUGCAAACAAUGACCCUCUUUGAACUACACAGUUAGCCAUUGUUAGUCUCCAGAACCAUCCCAUGCUGGGAAGUGGUUAUGGAUGUGAUGGAGUGCAUUGUAUGCCCCACUCUCACCGGUAGCAUAGGGCAAAAUGUAUGUGUACUCCAAAUCUUUUGUACAAAGGAGUUUAAAAAAUUGUCAUGCGGGUUAUACGUCACUGCAUUGUGCUCUUCCAACACCUUUUUAAUGUCACUGGGAAUUGCAUGUAUCUUAAAGCACGGAUUUCAACUUCUCUCUGUUCAUUUUAAGUUUGGUGUAAAGAUGCUUUAAACUCGUGCUUAAAAUGUACAUGUGGGUGUGUAUGUGGACCAUGUAAAAGAUGAUUAAUUUCAUGGCUAGAUGAUUUCACUGAAAAAAAAAGAGGGACUAGAUUGAUUCCACUUGCGAUUUUUAUAAUGAUCCUUUAAACUGCAGACGGUGUUGAGCAGAAAAAUGGCUGGAGAAUAGUUUGAUCAGCAAACGUUGUCUGAGAAGUUUCUGACAACAAGACUAACAUACAAAUAUAGUAUGGUUUGAGAGUGGAUAGUUGAUGUUAGCUCCCCAAGAUUAUUGGAAGUAGUUUGUCAAUUUCCAAUACCGAGGGAAGCUAACAUCAACUAUUCACCCGGAGUGAAAACCAUGUUUAUAAAUUUGUUUUACCUUGCCUCAUACAUGAUGCAGUUGCCAUCAUCAUCUCAGGCAUCAUUUAAAGCACUGAUCGACAUGUACAUGUGCGGCCAUCUGUUAAGCCAGGAUGGCGCCUGUGCCUGCGCAGGUCAUGUAGCUUCAAAAGCACAUGCAUAGUAAACUAUUUCCAGGUUGAGCCAGGGAAGAAGUUGAAUAACAGUGAGUGUUCACAAUCAGGUUAUUAAGUAAACACAUUAUUGCAAUGUAUAAGUUGUUUACUUUAAUCAUGUAAAAAUUGAAUUUUGCAUAUUGAGAGAGGAAAAAAUAAAGCCCCAAACGAAACCAAUACA